Molecule: messenger RNA, 2208 nt
Organism: Nymphaea colorata (pocket water lily)
Lineage: Eukaryota; Viridiplantae; Streptophyta; Magnoliopsida; Nymphaeales; Nymphaeaceae
Product: probable pectate lyase 5
Exons: 4
Coding region: 334-1800 (488 amino acids)
Molecular function (GO): pectate lyase activity
Source: RefSeq, a predicted model, not a curated record
UCCAUUUUCUCAUCUCUGGUGAACUAAAUAAGUAUAAAAAAGACAAAGAGAAAAAAUUAGAGAAAGAAACUUUUGGUUUUGGUUUUGGUUGAUUAUACAUCUAAUCAACCUCAGUAGCACGCGAUACUCUCUCAAUACUUUCUUUCCAUUAUUCUGUACACUGUGUUAGGGGCAUUGGAGCUUAUGUUCGGCAGCAUUUAAAUAUAAAUAAGACAGUGAGAGGGACACACAAACUCAUGUUGUACCAUGUGCCAGCUUUAUCCCCCCUUCGUCACUUUACUCCUCCUACUUCUUGCCCUUCAAUAAACAGAGGCCGAGGUGGGGAAAGCAGGAAUGGUGAUGAUGUUACUCCAUCCCCUCUGUGUCAUCAUCCUCUUAUAUCACAUAGCCCCCGUUUUCCCCCUCCCCAACUCACCACCUCCCCACCACCACCAAAAUGUGAGUGUCUAUGACUCUGAAGCCAUUGUUCGCUCGGUCCAAAUGAAAGUGGAGGAAUCGGUGAGGAGGCGGCGAAUGCUGGGCUCCGGCGGCGGGUCCUGUAUGACGGGGAACCCAAUCGACGACUGCUGGCGGUGCGACCCGAACUGGGGCAGGAACCGGCAGCGACUGGCGGACUGCGCGAUUGGAUUCGGGAAGGACGCGCUGGGGGGAAGGAAUGGGCGGAUCUACGUGGUGACGGACCCGUCGGACAGAGACCCGGUGAACCCGGCGCCGGGGACGCUGCGUUACGGCGUCAUCCAGACGGAGCCGCUGUGGAUCGUGUUCGCACGGGACAUGGUGAUCAGGCUGAACGAGGAGCUGAUAAUGAACAGCUUCAAGACGAUCGACGGGCGGGGGGCGAACGUGCACAUCGCCGGCGGGGCCUGCAUCACUAUCCAGUACGUGUCCAACAUCAUCAUCCACGGGGUGCACAUCCACGACUGCGUCCCGGCCGGCAACGCCAACGUCAGGUCGACGCCGAACCACUACGGGUACAGGAGCAAGUCGGACGGCGAUGGGGUGUCGAUAUUCGCAGGGAAGAACAUAUGGGUAGACCACUGCACGCUGUCCAACUGCGCUGACGGCCUGAUCGACGCCAUCAUGGGGUCGACGGCGAUCACCAUCUCCAACAACUACUUCUCCCACCACGACGAGGUGAUGCUGCUGGGCCACAGCGACUCCUACACCCCGGACACUUCGAUGCAGGUCACCAUCGCCUUCAACCGCUUCGGCGAGGCUCUGGUCCAGCGCAUGCCCCGCUGCCGCCUCGGCUACUUCCACAUCGUUAACAACGACUUCACCGAGUGGCAGAUGUACGCCAUCGGCGGCAGCGCCAAUCCCACCAUCAACAGCCAGGGAAACCGCUACAUCGCCCCCACCGACCCCAACGCCCGAGAGGUGACGAAGAGGGUGGACACGGACGAGAAGGACUGGGCGCGGUGGAAUUGGAGGACGGAGGGCGACCAGAUGGUCAACGGCGCCUUCUUCGUGCCGUCGGGAGACGGGCUGAGCGCCACCUACGAGAAGGCAUCCAGCGUCGAGCCCAAGUCCGCCGGCCUCAUCGACCAGCUCACCCAGAACGCCGGCGCUAUCGGCUCCACUCCCAGGAGCAACGGCGGCGUGAGCAUGCUGUACCCGGGAGGGGGGACCGGCGGCGAUGCCGGUGUCGACGGUGGGUACGGCGGUGGGUUUGGUGGGUACAUGGGUAUGACUUUCAGGGGCGGUGCGGUUCGCUCAUCGCCGUCGAAUUGCUGGUGGGCGGUGGCCGUCGUUCUUGUCUUGCUCGAAUUAUUAUUGCCAUCCUCCGUCCUGUAUUAUUAGCUGAUGGUGUAUGAGAUGAGAUGAGAUCACAAGCGCGUGAAAGGAUUUGGUGUUUGGAGUUUCGAGAUCUCUAUUACUCGGACGGAGGUUGGGGCCUUGUUUUUUUUCUUGAAGAAGCUCCUUCCAUUGGUCGAAGUGUCCGAAUCUCAUCAGAUCUGAUCUCCUUCUUCCUCUCUCUCAAACUCUAUGCGUCCCUUCAUUUUCGGGGGUGGUGCCAUUGGAAUUUGUCACGAUGUAGGCAAUGGUUAGAGUGGGGAAAUUUUCCGUUGUUAUGUAUACUGAGAGUCUAUUUCUUUCGCAUACAGAAAAAUGUCUCUCCUGUAAUAUCUGUCAGAUGCAAAAUGAAAAGCCUUAUAUUCCUAGAUAUGGUAGAUUUUAGCUUUAUGAAAGAUUUUGGCGUUCUGUGUA